Molecule: messenger RNA, 348 nt
Organism: Prorocentrum cordatum
Lineage: Eukaryota; Dinophyceae; Prorocentrales; Prorocentraceae
Source: the annotation of a GenBank genome assembly
AUGUGCAGCAUAUGCGGCGGAUUGGGAGGAGGACGAGGAUGGGGAAGAGGAGAGAGAAGGAUCGACCCUACGGCCUGCGGCAAAACAUCAAACAGGAGCAGCAGCACUGGCAGCGGCAGCACCAGCAGCAUCGGCAGCGGCAGCAGGCGCUCCACCACCACCAGCGCGAGCAUGGCCACCGCGGCGCCGCCCCCGCAGGCAGCCAGCGCCUCCCGGGCGGCUCUCGACCGCGGCCGCCUCGAAAGGGCUCCCCCGCGCGGGCUCGGGCCACCCUGCCGGCGCUGGCGCCCUGGAGGCGAAGCCCCUCAGCUCUUGCAGCGCGGCCUGGCGCACCGCCAGGUUCUGUGA